GAUUCUCCGAGCUCCUUUACAGCUCAAAUUCACAAAUUCCAGUUCAAUUUUCAAUUCAAUUUCAAUUCCGAAAACCCCCAAAAAUUCGAUUAAUCAGAAAUGCAUCAAGAACAAGAAGAAUCCGCCGCAGAUUUCAACAACGAAGAUACCAUGAUCGCCGAAAUGAGCGGCGAAGAUGAUCCCGCAAACCAGAGUUCAUUCAAGCCACUACUGCCUCCACCUCCUCCCAGGAAACGGGGGGAGACGUGGUGUGAAGAGGAAACCCGCGCCCUCAUAUCUCUCCGCAAAGAAACCAAUUUCAUGUUCAGCGCCUCCAAGUUCAACCAGCAUCUCUGGGACUACAUUCACGCCACGAUGAGGGAGAGGGGUUUCGAUCGAUCGGCGGCUAUGUGUGUGGAAAAGUGGAGGAAUCUGCUGAAGCAGUACAGAAGGGUGAAGCAGAACAAAAAUCAUGAUGCGGAUGGGAGCGAUAAGAUGAACUUCUACAACGAAAUCGAUGAGGUUAUGAUGGAGGGGGGCGGAAAUGGGAAGGAUUCUGAAUUGGGCUCGUUUGUGCAAUCUGUUGGUGAGAAAGAUAUGGAUGAUGCUAGUCUAACUUUUGGACAUAUGGAAGGUACUGGCGGAUCAGCGACACAUAUGGAUCUCGAGGCACAUCCUCUUUCCAUCACCACGGAAGCUGAUGCAGUUAAUGUUUCUCCAUGGAAUUGGAAAGAUACUCUUCCAGGAAAAGGUGAGCAAAGAAACACUUACUGUGGGAGGGUGAUAACAGUAAAGAUGGGAGAGUAUACAAAGAGGAUAGGUAUUGAUGGCAGUGGAGAUGCUAUAAAGGAAACCAUCAAAUCUGUAUUCGGGCUGAGGACAAAACGCCCUUUCUGGUUGGAAGACGAAGAUAAUAUUGUUCGAGCACUGGACAGAGAAAUGCCGAUAGGGAACUACAUUCUUCACGUCGAUGAAGGCCUGAUGAUUAGAGUUUGUUCGCCAGAGCACUUGCCAGUGCACACAGAGGAGAAAACCUUCUUUACAGAUGAUGAUUUUUGCCAGUUCCUCUCGAGACGUUGCUGGACUUGUUUGAGAGAGAACAAUGGCUACCGGCAUAUUGACAGCAUGGACGAGCUAUGUCCCGGGGCUGUGUAUCGUGGUGUGUCAUCCAUCAACUGAGAGCAUUCUAUUCUGAGAGAGAAACGAUGGCUACCGGCAUAUUGACAACAGCAUGGAUUCUUGUGUCAAAAUGCUAAAAUUCAAUGCUUGGUUAUAUUCUUGUGACAAAUUGUAAAACAGUUAGACACCACUGUAUAUCAUUCUAAAUUUCUGGAUAAUAUAGAUAGUUUUGAACUUU
This is a messenger RNA of Salvia splendens (bonfire salvia), 1336 nucleotides long. Its product is annotated as trihelix transcription factor GT-1. NCBI's taxonomy places the organism in Eukaryota, Viridiplantae, Streptophyta, Magnoliopsida, Lamiales, Lamiaceae. The transcript is spliced from 5 exons. Bases 100 to 1158 code for a protein of 352 amino acids. The record is from RefSeq and is a predicted model, not a curated record.